CGAGAGAGGGCGGAAGUGUGCGUUCCACGCCUCUCUCUCGUCCUGUACUGACUGUAGCAGGAAGUGGACAUGGCACGGUGAUGACUGCAGGCUGCUGGUAGAUGACAGAUGGCGACAAUAGACAGAGAGGUUGCUGCCCGGGUGGUGCUUCAGCAGUGUCUACACGCCAGGUUGCAGGUUAGACCUCAGGAUGAAGACUCUGAUGCUGAAUGGGUGGAAAUACAAAGGGGUAUGGUUGUGUAUGUCUGCUUUUUUAAAGGAUCAACAAAAGAUUUAAUUCCAAAAAUGGUGAGCUCUCUACUAAAUGUGAAAUUGAGCGAAUCUGAUUCUGGAAAACGCGUGUCCAUCACAGAACUCCCAGGAGAUGUACUCAUUGUUCCUCAGGCUACACUUGGAGGAAAGUCAAAGGGCCGCUGCAUGCAGUAUCAUUCAAAUGCAGACAAGGAGCUAGGCAUGGAGUUAUAUGCCCUUCUCAUAGCUCAGUACCAGAAGGAACUAGAAGCUCAUCCCCAAUGGUCAGAGUCUGGUACUGUGCUGCGUUAUGGAACUUAUGGAAACAGGCAGGUUUUGACGCUUGACACUAAUGGACCCUAUACACACUUACUGGAAUUCUGAAUAUUUACUAACACAAUAUUGAAACAGCACGUAACUUAUAUAAGGGAACAGUCGCACAACAGAUUUUACAGUGGAAUUUUGGUGCGGACUGCCACGCUGAAAAACCACCUGCAGCAUUGUCCUGUCUGCCUCCCAUACAUCUCAAUCGGAGGCAGCUCUGAUAUAUCCCUUCUUGGUGAGGCUGGGCCUUAAAGAGAACCUUUCAUCAAUUUAGCCCUAGUCUAAUUAUGGUCUUACCUUUUAUAGGGCGGCCCCAACUGAUGCCAUGGCACUUAAUUUUUUUUCCCAAAGACCCCCCACCCUGUUCAUCUGCCGUUGGCUGCGUUGAUUUCCGCUCUUUAUAUUAUAAGGAGUUGACUCUUAUAUUCUCCCUGUGCUCUUCUCCCUGGCUGUGAGUACAUCCAAUCAGAGCGCACCGCUCUUAGCCAGGGAGAAUGAGCUUCCUCCCUGGCUAAGAGCGAUGUGCUCUGAUUGGAUGCGCUUCUACCUGCGUAAGAGCGGCCAGCAGCGGACGAACGGGGGGGUCUUUUGAAAAAAAUAAAAAGUGCAUCAGUGGGGCAGCCCUAUAAGAUAAGACCAUAAUUAGACUAGGGCUAAACUGAUGAUAGGUCCUCUUUAAGCUGCCACUCCGCAAUCCUCAGUGAUGCUUCCCAUUGAAAUGAAUGGGAGUCAGAAAGGCCAUUGCGUCAUUCUGGCGGAAUUUCACUGCGGCUAUCUGCUCCAGAAUUCCGCUGUAAAAUCUCGUGUGAAUGUCCCCUAACAGUGUAACAUGAAGACCUAUGGUAAAUAAGUAUUUAUUUAGAUAAAUAUCUAACUUUACCUCCCAGGUAUCAUAACAUACUUCUAGUCUGUUAUAUCUAAUAAUUAUGCAUUCAUGAAUGUUUAAACUGGUUUUCCAGGACCUAGGAUAGGUCAUCAAUGUCUGAUCUUUAGAAUUUAGGGGUUUUAGCAGUGUGCCUUGCACUGCAGCUCAGUCUGAUUUAGCUCCAUUCACUAGUCUGCAAUUCAGUUCUGCAUUUUGCGGAACAGAAUUGUGGACCCAUUCAUUUCUAUGGGGCCGCACUAUGUGCUGCCUGGAUCCGCACUUCCGGGUCUGCAAUUCCGUUCCCGAAAAAAAUAGAAC
Messenger RNA from Bufo gargarizans (Asiatic toad), 1738 nucleotides. RefSeq names its product D-aminoacyl-tRNA deacylase 2 (gene DTD2). Bases 109 to 615 code for a protein of 168 amino acids. Lineage: Eukaryota; Metazoa; Chordata; Amphibia; Anura; Bufonidae. Gene Ontology annotation, cellular component: cytoplasm. Gene Ontology annotation, biological process: tRNA metabolic process. Gene Ontology annotation, molecular function: D-tyrosyl-tRNA(Tyr) deacylase activity. The transcript has 4 exons. The record is from RefSeq and is a predicted model, not a curated record.